Canariomyces notabilis is the source of this 2216-nucleotide messenger RNA. RefSeq names its product ATP-sulfurylase. Bases 166 to 1887 code for a protein of 573 amino acids. The record is from RefSeq and is a predicted model, not a curated record. The transcript is spliced from 6 exons. Gene Ontology annotation, cellular component: cytoplasm. Gene Ontology annotation, biological process: sulfur amino acid metabolic process. Lineage: Eukaryota; Fungi; Ascomycota; Sordariomycetes; Sordariales; Chaetomiaceae. Gene Ontology annotation, molecular function: sulfate adenylyltransferase (ATP) activity; ATP binding; adenylylsulfate kinase activity.
AUAAAAAUAGUCAAAUUGUACCUGAUAGACCAAUCCACCCUUUUUUCUUCUCAGCCGUUGGCUUCUUCUGUUGUGUCUAUCCCUCGGCUUCGCGAGUUUGCUGCGUCGAUACCCAGUUGAUUGCAGUUGCGGCAGCCAGGUACAAAAGGAGGAAAAUCAUACAAAAUGGCCAACUCUCCCCACGGCGGUGUGCUCAAGGACCUGCUUGCGCGAGACCAGCCUCGCCAUGAGGAGCUUGCGGCCGAAGCAGAGACUCUGCCGGCGCUCCUGCUCAGCGAGCGUCAGCUUUGUGACCUCGAGCUGCUACUCAAUGGCGGUUUCUCCCCUCUUGAAGGUUUCAUGAACGAGAAAGACUACAAUGGGGUCGUCAAGGAGAACCGGCUCGCCAACGGCACCCUCUUCAGCAUGCCCAUCACCCUCGAUGUGUCGCAGGAGACGGUCGACGAGCUCGAGCUGAAGGCUGGCGCAAGAAUUACACUGCGCGACUUCCGUGACGACCGCAACCUGGCUAUCCUCACCGUGGAGGACGUUUACAAGCCCGACAAGACCGUCGAAGCCAAGGAGGUCUUUGGCGGUGACGAGGAACAUCCGGCCGUUCGAUACCUCUUCCACACAGCAAAGGAAUUCUACGUGGGUGGCAAGCUCGAGGCUGUCAACAAGCUGCAGCACUAUGACUUCGUCGAAUUGCGAUACACGCCGGCCGAGCUGCGUGCCCAUUUUGACAAGCUCGGUUGGUCCAAGGUUGUGGCCUUCCAGACGAGAAAUCCAAUGCACCGCGCCCACAGAGAGCUGACGGUCCGCGCUGCCCGGACACACCAUGCCAACGUGCUCAUCCACCCCGUGGUCGGCCUGACCAAGCCCGGCGAUAUUGACCACUUCACCCGUGUUCGCGUGUACAAGGCCCUGCUGCCAAGAUACCCCAAUGGCAUGGCAGUGCUUGGCCUGCUGCCCCUUGCGAUGCGGAUGGGUGGCCCCCGCGAGGCCAUCUGGCACGCCAUUAUUCGCAAGAAUCACGGCGCUACACACUUCAUCGUUGGCCGUGACCAUGCGGGUCCUGGCAAGAACAGCAAAGGCGUCGACUUCUACGGCCCCUAUGACGCCCAAUAUGCCGUCGAGAAGUACCGUGACGAGCUCGGCAUCGAGGUGGUGCCUUUCCAGAUGAUGACGUAUCUGCCCGACAGCGACGAGUACGCUCCUGUUGACCAGAUUCCUAAGGGCGUCCGGACACUUAACAUUUCGGGCACUGAGCUGCGUGCUCGGUUGCGGAGCGGGCGCGAGAUCCCCGAGUGGUUCUCUUAUCCCGAGGUCGUCAAGGUUCUGCGGGAAUCGCACCCGCCGCGAUCGCAGCAGGGCUUUACCGUCUUCCUGACGGGCUACCAGAACAGCGGCAAGGACCAGAUUGCGCGGGCGCUCCAGGUCACGCUCAACCAGCAGGGCGGCCGCUCCGUGUCGAUGCUGCUGGGCGAGACGGUCCGGCACGAGCUGUCAUCGGAGUUGGGCUUCAGCCGCGAGGAUCGGGACAAGAACAUUGCGCGCAUCGCCUUUGUCGCAUCGGAACUGACGAGGUCGGGCGCCGCCGUCAUCGCUGCGCCGAUCGCCCCCUUUGAGCAGGCACGGCAGCACGCCCGGGAGCUGGUAGAAAAGUAUGGCGACUUCUACCUCGUCCACGUGGCAACGCCGCUCGAGUACUGCGAGAAGACGGACAAGAGGGGGAUUUAUAAGAGGGCCCGGGCCGGAGAGAUCAAGGGCUUCACUGGUGUCGAUGACCCGUAUGAGCCGCCCGCCAAGGCGGACCUCGUGGUAGACUGCGAAAAGCAAUCGGUACGGUCCAUUGUGCACCAGAUCAUCCUCCUUCUUGAGAGCCAGGGGUUGCUGGACAGGUUUUAGAGGGUAUGUCUCUCCAUGAUGAGCGGCGGGAAGGGAAAGAGCAGUUCAGGGGACUGAGUCGGAUGCGGCCAUAUCUUCAGAUGCGACUGCGGCAAUGCUUGGUACUGUACUGUACAGUAUCAAUAUGUGCCACAAGGGUAGACUGAUGGAAUAGAACACUGAUGAAUCCACGGGCAAUCUUGAAGGCUGCGAGAAUCCGACCUGGAUUUGCUCCUCGCUAUGUACCUUCGUAGCGCUAACAGUCCUUCCCGAAGACCACUUGACUAGCGUCGGGUGAUUGCAGGUUCCAAGGUUGUCGGGCUGCAUUCCCCGGCGCCUAGCGACCAGCC